AUGGAGGCUGAGACGGAGCCACCGCAGCAGCAGCAGCAGCAGCUGAACGACACCCACCCGCCCCAAAUCGCAGUGCGGAAGCAGGGUCUGUAUGAGCGGGGCAGGUGGUCGACGCGCAUCCUGACCAUCGACGUCAACGCUGGCACGGUUACCAUCAGUCGAAAGGGCAAACCGCAGGAGGUCCUGUACCGCUCCCUCCAUGUCCAGAGGGUGGAGAUGUGGCCGCACUAUAGCCCGUACGCGAUCGAAUGCAACUAUGACUCCUUGAAGGCGAAGAUGGUGCUGUGCAUCACAGGCACGGAGGUCUCCCUCACGAAUCACAGCUCCCCCGUAGGCACUUUUCUGCGGAGUAAUAUCGGAUCACUCAUCUCCGCCUCCAUCACCGCGGACAACACGGCUUGGUCGGAGAAACCCUCGAAGCGCCUCGGACUGAAAGAUGUCUUUUCGAAGAAGCACCCUAUGCUUUCCCCAGCCCCCUCGAGCGCCGGCGCCACGGAUAGCCCGACUAUAACGUGGCUUAUACAGUUUACCUCUAUUGAGUCCUAUGAGCUUGCCGUGAUGCUAUUCAUGCGGUUUAAGGAUGAAGGCGGGUCGAGGCGGAAGGUCUUAUGGAACAACGUGGCGGCAGACCUGGAGUGCGUGAAGGAGGCGUGGAUAAAGCACGCGGCACACUUUAAGACCGCUACCGACGCCGAAACCGCCUGA
Messenger RNA from Leishmania mexicana MHOM/GT/2001/U1103, 705 nucleotides. RefSeq lists its product as hypothetical. The transcript has a single exon. The coding region runs from base 1 to 705 and encodes 234 amino acids. The record is from RefSeq and is a predicted model, not a curated record. Lineage: Eukaryota; Euglenozoa; Kinetoplastea; Trypanosomatida; Trypanosomatidae.